CCCAGUGUGACGUUCCUCGUUCUAACUUCAAGAGCUCUCGACGAGCGACCUCGUCAGGUCUUCCUAUCACGUCUUGGCCGCCUUUCUCGAAUUUACUGCGUCGACGAAGGUGCCACCAGCCGGGAGGCGUUACAGGCGUCGACGCUCGACAGCGAGUGAUAGAUUUCACGCAAGAAACAUGCCGCUGCGACGUCAAGACGCCGAGAGGUCGCUGCUGUUGCUGCGUGAGUUUCGUUCGACGGCUCGCGGAGAGGAGCAGGCUCUCGAGGUGAGCCGUGCGAUCGAGAUGCUCGAGAGCUACCUCGAGCACCUCCUACCGGCCGCACAGGAUCGCGGCGUGCGAGCCCGUCGGCUGCGAUCGGUGAGAGAGACGGCGUUGCUCGGACAGACGACGGACGUGCGCAUCGUCGACUUUAAGAAUCUGAGCAGCGAGCGACCGUUUGGUGUGCAUUUGGGCGGUGCGCCGACGACGAGCUCGAACGGUUUACGCCCACGCAGCAAUGCGUUCGGUUCGGUGUACGUGAGUUACGUCGAUCCGGGAAGUUUGGCGGAUCGAGACGAGCGGCUACAGGUCGGUGAGCAAUUGGUGGCAAUCAACGGGAGAUAUCUCUCGAAAGCGACUGUAGAGAGAGCGAGGUGGUUGCUCGACAGUGCGUUGCGGUCGGGAAACGUGCUGCUGUCGGUAGCAAAACCGUGCGAGAGCAGCAACGGGUCGUGGGCCACGGCUGAGACACGCAGGUUGAGUCGUGGAGCAUCGGGGAAGGGAGGAAGGAUCCGUAGGGCGUCGGGACAGAGAAUCGCGCCGGUCGGAGUCGCGCCCGGAGAGAAGACACCAAGUCCGACGCAGUCGAGGACGUCGCUUCACGAGGAUGACUUGUUCGCACCGUCGUUGGGCGGACGACGAGGUCUCGAGCAGAGUGUCGUGUCUGGAACGGCCGAGGCGGCGGCGGCUAUUGCGAGAAGCAGCACCUCUGAGACGGCGUUGGGUUCCAAGGUGGCUCUGAGGAGGAGGCAAGUACGCAAGAUGCAUCUUACUAAGGGAAGAGGUGGUCUUGGUGUUGUCAUUGCGGGUGGCAAGGGGUCUGCAAGGGAGGGGAUAUUUGUAAAGAGCAUCGAGAAGGGAGGUGCUGCUGACAGAGAUGGGCGCUUGAAGGUUGGAGACGAGCUGCUUGUGAUCAAUGGCUACAGUCUCAUUCAGAAGGCUCACGAUGAAGUCGUCGAACUAUUGAAGAAGACGUCGAGCGUUCUGCAACUGGUCGUUUCGUCUGAAGCGUCGACGUCCAGCAUUCGGACUUCGUCUAAGAGCCUCAAUUCUGUUCGGCUGCUGUCGACAGCUUCGUCAUCUGCAUCACUAACUGGACGAAUCGAUGAGUUACCAGAAUUGAUGUCGCCACUUUCAAGUGCGAGUGGAACAUCAAGUACUGUUGGAACGUCUCUGUCUGCGGUCUCACCCGGGCAAGUUGAGCUGCUAGAUGAGACCGAUAGUGGUGGGAGAACUGGUAGUAGUCAAAGUCAUACUACAGCGUUGAUGAUGUCUCCUAUAAAUUCGUCGUCUCUUACGUCUUUGCCGACGACAAAAACUGAGGCUGAAGCUGUGUCUCAUCCGUCUGCAAGUGAUAAUCGUUCCCUCAAGGCUGGCAAUGUUUCUGUUGCUCGAUCUGGCAAGUCACCAGGUCCGAGAGUGAAGACAAGCGGUCCUGCACCUCCUUCAAAGCAAAUUGUGUUGGUAAAGGGUAGCGGUCCUGACCGAGGUCUGGGAUUCACGAUAUGUGGUGGAACGGGUUCUUCAAAAGGAGAUCUCGGUAUCUAUGUGAAAUCCAUUCAAGCACGAGGGGCUGCGCUUACUGAUGGGCGUCUCAAAGAAGGUGAUGAAAUCCUAGAAGUCAAUGGAGUUUCCUUGCAAGGGUUUACCCAGAAGAAAGCAACCGAUCUGUUCAAGAAUUUGAAAAAGGGUGUGGUCAAGUUGGUAGUCCAGAGCCGACUAGUUGAGCCGAGCAAACAAGAAAUACGUUUUACCUUGGAGAAACCACCCGACUCUGGUCUGGGCAUUGGGAUAGCUGGAGUUAGUGCUGCCGACAAACAUGGCAUAUAUGUCUCCUACCUUAGCGACAAUUCUGUUGCAGCCAGUAGUGGUGCAGUUAUACGAGGAGACCAAAUACUUGAAGUGAAUGGAGUCAACCUUCAACAUCGGCCUCUAGAUGAAGCAUAUGAGGCAUUCAGUUCACUAAGCCCUGGUCCUGUUCACAUCACUGUACAUCGAUAUAGCAAUCCUGCUUUUGGUGAGGCAGAAUUAGAGCGCGCACUCGAGAUUAGCAGUGCUCAAGAGAAAGCUUCUCGAUCACCAUCCCUCGCUCGCAUCAAAGCUGCAGGAAGGAACGCCAUGAAGAGAAUCGGUAGUUUGGGGAAAGGAAGCAAUGAGAACCUGCGGAAGCCAAAAUUGAAAACAACAGAGAAAAAUGAAAAUGCUAGUCACAGGUUGUCUCCUCUGGUUGGGACUACAUCACCGAGUCCUUCAGAAGAGGUAUCGAGUCUGAUGAAAACUGCUUCGUUAGAGGAGAUAGAGCAAAUGGUGACUGAGAAACUUCCUGCUAGUGAAUCAGAUAACGAAUUGGAUCUCAUAAAGUCAGAAGAAUUUACUGAUGAACAGAUAGUGGUCACUGGUAGUGCUGGGGUUCAAACCAGUCAGGUGGAUAACUCGCGUGAACAAUGUGUUUCUCCGUUGGAAGAAAUUCGAUCACCGUCUCCUCUGUUUACGAGGACGUCCGGUUCCCAGUCUCCUUCCUUCUUAUCCGACAUGUCUGACUUGUUGGCAAAAGUUGGGCAACAAUCUCAGGUGGACUCUAGUGCAGCAAGAAGCAUCAGAGCUGGUACACAAGAUAACGGAAGCCGGGCGACAUCUGUGGAACCGGGAGGACGCUCGUCUAGUCGUAGCAACAGCCCAUUUGUUGAAGUAUCCAGUCAACAGUCUAUAAAUGCUCUCCAUGCUGCUAUGAAACAAAGACUCGAGAGCCAGGCACCCGGUAGUGAUUCUUUUCAGGCAAUGACAAGACUACACAAUGCAAGAUCUGGUCUUGUUGGACCACCCGAGAAAGUCGUGAUUACGAAACCUCCUCAAGGAGGAAUGGGACUCACGAUAGUUGGCGGGGAAGGCACUAACAUUAAACGUGUGUUAGUCACCGGAGUUGUCAAAGGAGGAGCUGCUGAUGUUCCUGGUGGUAUUCGAGUUGGUGAUGAACUCAUAGCAGUAAAUGGUCAGUCACUCAAAGGCCUGAGCAAUCCUGAGGUAAUUACAGUUUUGAAAACCACACCUCAGAGGGUGGAAUUACUGGUUGGUCGAGCCAUCGAUACAGAUGAAUCUGGUGGAAGUAGAGGCGUAGAUGUGCCACAAUCGGUUCAACUGGGAAAAGCUCACAUCGCUCCUCUUACUCAAUCGUCUGGUAGCUUGAACAGCAUGAGUUCUGCUCUAUCCAAAGCCGUCGCCGCCGUUGAUCAGAUGUUUGUUCACCCCGACAAGGAAGCUGUGAAGAAAGUAAUGGAGACUGGGAUGGUGACACAGAAUGUCUGGAACAGAGAGAAACCUUCUCGACAUAGAGUUUACCCGAGUAAUCAAAUUUUGCCAGUGAAACACACAGAUGCCUUACAGUCGCCACUAAUUGCAUCAUCAUCGUCAUCAUCAUCACCACCACCUAUUCCUGUCCAGCCACCUCCACUUGAGAGCGACUCUGGAUGGAAGCCAGCUGCUCUGGUGCAGAAACCGUUACCUGGAGAGGACUGGUGGUCUAUAAAUAGUCUAACGCAAGAGGCAGGGAAAGAAGCUGGUUACCCUGGAUUUGCCCUUCUAAAAGUUGUGCUGGAAAAGAAACCAAGAGCGUUUUUCGGUUUGAAUCUUGAAGCUAGCUCUGGAUCAACUUCUGGAUUUCAUCAGGUCCGUCGCAUCAAUCCUGCUGGUGUUGCUGGGAAAGAUGAGAGAUUAAAGCUUGGUGACAGGCUCAUUUCCGUUUGUGGACAAGAUCUGAAGCAUUUACAUUACCACGAAGUGCUGAAGGCAAUGAAGGAUGCGACAGGCGAGUGUGAAAUUUGUGUUCUCCGUGACUGUAGGGACCCUAUUCUUGACAAACAGGGACAGACAGCGAAUCAGCGUUUAAAUGAAAGUAUUUCACCAUCAGAGCACGCGUUAUUACCGGUUUCCUCUCCACCUUUAUCUGAUAAUGUGCAGUUUCCUGAGUUGAACAGAGACGUGACAUCAAUAGUCUCUGUUCACCCCACUCUUCCAUCACAAAGAAAGGAUAGACCACCGCUAUUCUCUCCCCCAGCUCCACCUGAUGAUAGUCCACCUGUUACACCACCACGUCAAGUUAGGCCCCCGCCUAAUGUUACUGAAGCAGAGAAGUUGUCCAUAGUCAAACGUAGACUGGAUCCCAGUAUGGCAAGACGAGGACCGUCUGCAUCAUCCCUGAAGGCCAUCAAACUUGGUUCUCGAGGAUCAGGUCGACUAUCGAGUGCGUCUAUCAACUCUGUAUCUGCUGCAUCCAUAAGGUCAAAUUCUCCCGAUGCAUCACCAACAAGAGAACGUCGAUCUUCAAUCACUAUUGUUCCCGCGAGGAGCUCAUCUGUUACCAGAUUGAGGCUGGGGUUGAGGGAAGAUGUCGAUCAGGACGAUGGUAGUGGAAUUAUUCGAACGCCAAGAACACGAAAAAUGACGAAGGAUUUGAGUGAUCUGCUCAAGCGUGGAUCAAGAGAUAGCAAGCUGGCCAGUGAAGUUACAGCUGGUGACGUUACUGUAUCACCAAUUCCAAUGACGCAUUUUCCUUCUCCGGAAGAGAAUCUGAUAGAGUCAGACAAAGCAAUUGCUUCGGCCUCUAGUCAAGCGGAUGAAGUGGCAAACCAAAAUGUUUCAGAUGAUCAACCAAAUGUCCACACCUUUGGUACCCUACGAGUGCAACGUUCAGAAGUACUGCCGUUUGAGGUUCGUCUUGAGAAAGGACUAUUUGGCUUAGGAGCUACCCUUGCUGCUGACUCCAGUGGAUGCAUAAUUAUAAAAAGCAUUGCCCCAAAUACUGCAAUAGGUAAUGACGGAAACCUGAGAGUUGGGGACAAGAUUUUGUCAGUCAACGGCCGGGAGUUGUCUGGCUUACCUCUGAGCAAAGCAGAGCGGAUCUUAAAAACAGUUCAAAAGGGUUCGGUUUCCAUCGUGGCUCAGUCACGGUCUCACAUGUUGGAUAGAGAUGCUCAAUCAACAGAGAGCAAAACCAGUGCACCACAGACAGAAACUCCUUCACAGGUUACACAGUCGACUGAAGAGCAAUCAUCGCAGCAAGACGAAGGAAUUAUUACAGUGAAGGUGUUAAAGAAAGGCAGCAGUAUCCUUGGCUUGACUAUAGAGGGUGGUAGUGACACACCUCUCUCCUGUAUUUAUAUCAAGUCCAUAUCACCUGGAUCUCCAGCGGCUCAGUGUGGGAAUUUGAGGGUCGGGGAUCAAAUAUUGAUGGUCAAUGACGAGUGUUUAGUCGGUAUCACGAACGCUGCUGCUCUCAACAUACUCAGACAGACGCCACCUUUAUUUGACGUUGUAGUUUCCCGACAAAAGAAAGACACAGGUGCCUCUCAGGCAGCUAUUGCUGAUGAUGAUGCAUCUCGUCAACCUCAGUUCGUUUCUGUUUCUGUGGCGUCACCAGAUUUGCCAAUGUCCGACUCCGCUUCGAGCGAAAACCUUGCAUUUACUACGUUUUCUCCACCGCCCGAGGAGUUUCCACAUCUCCACUCUUUGCCGACGUCCCCUACGUCACCCCCUCCCGACAGUACAUCAGAAAAUUUCAAGCCAACUGACGCGCCAGUCUUACCCAACUAUCCUCCUCCUCUUGAUUCUCCACUAAAGCCAAUGGAAGAUGUUGCUCCUCGUGUCGAUUCAGUCAAUGGAAUAGUGUCUGAAUCUAUGGUGAGCGCGCCGGUACCGGACGAAGUGAAAGAGGGAGCGAGCUCUCUUGUUGACCAGACAGACAACCAAGUAAAAAGUGAUUACGACGAAGCGAAGGAGGAUGAAGAACUACUUACAAUAAAGCUGUCGAAGCAAGGAGGACCGCUGGGUAUCAUGCUAGCCGGCGGUAGCGACACUGAUAUCAAUGCGGUCUUGGUCAAGAAAGUGGUCGCCGACGGUGCUGCUGCACGAGAUGGAAUGCUACGUGUCGGUGACCGUUUGAUAUCAGUCAAUGGAAACAGUUUUGGUGGGCAGACCCGACAGCAGUCAUCUGAUAUACUCAAAAAGAGUCCCGACGAAAUCACAUUGAUUGUUGCUCGAAGAAAGCAAGCCCAGACAGCCAAACUGAAAGCAAGAAAAGUGAGUGUUCCAAAACGAUCGACCUCGACCUCCGAGCAGCGAACAGGAAUGUUCUUGUCUCUUGGAGAAAUGCCGGGUAGCGAGUUUACACCGUCUGAGCUUGGAUCAGUAGUCGACCAGUCAGAGACGGCGUCUGUCGCUGGACAAGAAAAAGGAGGCACUCUGAAAAGGCGCGGUCACCGCAGGACAGGGUCAGGAUCAUCAAUCGGAUCCACGGUAUCGGGCAUUCAUGGCAAGGCCGGUCCCGCUUCUAACCUAAAGGCCGUUGAACUUGUAAAAGGCCCGUCUGGAUUAGGCUUCAGUGUGGUUGGAGGUUGUGGGUCAUCGAAGGGUGACUUGCCAAUUCUUGUGAAGUCAGUAUUUCCCGGUGGUGCAGCCGCUAAGAGUGAACGGCUGUCACCCAGGGAUCAGAUCCUAGAGGUGAAUGGACGAGACUUUUCUACGUUGACGCGGGAAGAAGCUGUUGCUGUUCUCAAGUCGCUGCCGCAAGGUCCUGUACGUAUGCUUGUAAAAAAAGCCAACACACAAUAAUAUAAGUGCAUUUCGUAUUCUAUUAUUCUAUUUCUGUUUCUUACGUGAUGCUAUUCGGACGCAGAUUGAAUUGUUUAUAUACUCUAGUAGCUGUUUUAUAUAUACGGUAGUAGCUGUGUCUAGUUCACUAGUGAAGCAGCUUGUACUUCCGACAGGCGUAGUGACGUAUACAUAUAUAAUUCAGCUAAUAAGAAGUAAACAGAUGAGCUAAUAAAUGAAACACAUUUCCGU
Corticium candelabrum is the source of this 7096-nucleotide messenger RNA. RefSeq lists its product as uncharacterized. Gene Ontology annotation, molecular function: protein binding. Lineage: Eukaryota; Metazoa; Porifera; Homoscleromorpha; Homosclerophorida; Plakinidae. The coding region runs from base 179 to 6865 and encodes 2228 amino acids. The transcript has 14 exons. The record is from RefSeq and is a predicted model, not a curated record.